Molecule: messenger RNA, 1292 nt
Organism: Pelobates fuscus (common spadefoot toad)
Lineage: Eukaryota; Metazoa; Chordata; Amphibia; Anura; Pelobatidae
Gene: EAF1
Product: ELL associated factor 1
Exons: 6
Coding region: 1-783 (260 amino acids)
Biological process (GO): transcription elongation by RNA polymerase II; regulation of DNA-templated transcription
Cellular component (GO): super elongation complex
Molecular function (GO): transcription elongation factor activity
Source: RefSeq, a predicted model, not a curated record
AUGAACGGGACCCCGCCCCCUCCGCCGCUGGACCGGGAGGAGCACGGGCUGAGACUCGGAGAGAGCUUUGAGAAGAAGCCUCGCUCCUCCUUCCACACAGUGCGAUAUGACUUCAAGCCAGCAUCUAUAGAUACUUCUUGUGAAGGGGAGCUUCAAGUCGGAAAAGGAGAUGAAGUAACAAUUACUUUGCCACACAUACCAGGCUCUACACCUCCCAUGACGGUGUUUAAAGGGAAUAAGCGCCCUUACCAGAAGGACUGCGUGCUUAUAAUUAAUCAUGACACUGGGGAAUAUGUCCUGGAAAAGCUAAGCAGCAGUAUACAAGUCAAGAAAACCAGGGUGGAGGGCAGCAGUAAAAUUCAAGCUCGGAUAGAGAAGCAAUCUGCUCGUUCUUCUCAGGGCACUUCUCAGUUCAAAACCCCAUCCAAGCUAACCGCUGGGCCUAAAAUGUCUCCCUUAAAAGAUCACCCUUCCCCGGAAACCCAGUUGGAUGAUAUUAAGAGAGAACUCCGAGCAGAAGUGGAGGUAAUUGAGCAAAUGAGUAGCAGCAGUGGCAGCAGCUCCUCGGAAUCUGGGAGCUCUUCAGGGAGUGAUGAUGACAGCUCUAGCAGUGGCGAAGAAGAUGACAGACAUACAUCCCCCAGUCAGCAGCCAUCCCAACAGCACAGCAGCAAGACACCUGUUUCCAAUGGUACUAGCAGACCUCAGGGAACUAAUCAACUAAUGAACACACUCCGAAAUGAUCUUCAGUUAAGUGAAUCUGGAAGUGACAGUGACGACUAAUGAACAAAAGCUUUGUGUUCAUUCAUAUAUUUCACAUCCCUUUUAAGACGUAAAAGGAUUAAUACCACAUAUUUGGAAAUUCAGUACUGGCCCUUUAAACGCAUGUCUAAUGAUCAUCUUCCAUUAACUUAAACAAUGAAAAUGAAAUAUGUAGGGAUCCCAUCACUAAUAUGUUAGUACCCAUGCAGGGAGACAAGUAACAUGCAGUUGUAUACUUGGAUGUUAACUGGUGCUGGGUGAAUCCUGCUUUAUUCUAGAGUAGGACACAGAGGCAAAUCUCUUGGUUGCAGGAGCCACUGAGAAGCGUUAUGUAGGAUUCUACUGGAGAAUAGAGAUAUUGUGGCAUAUGCCUCUUAUUUGGACAUUGAUCAGCAUACCCUGUCAAAAGCUGCAGUAGUUUGUUGGAAGCUAACAAAGCGUUAAUCCUAGGCAUUAUGAUUAUGUAAAUAAAUACACAUGUAGGAUAGCACUCAGAUGUUAUUUAAAACACCAGCAUUUUAUAAAUUAGC